Messenger RNA from Jaculus jaculus (lesser Egyptian jerboa), 6904 nucleotides. RefSeq names its product leucine rich repeats and immunoglobulin like domains 2 (gene Lrig2). NCBI's taxonomy places the organism in Eukaryota, Metazoa, Chordata, Mammalia, Rodentia, Dipodidae. The transcript has 18 exons. The record is from RefSeq and is a predicted model, not a curated record. Gene Ontology annotation, molecular function: protein binding. Bases 1 to 3198 code for a protein of 1065 amino acids.
AUGGCGCCCGCGCCCCUGGGCGCCCCGGAGCCGCCGCUCGCGCGCCGUGGCUCGCGACCCCUCUCCGGGCCGCCGUGGCUCGCCCCGGUGCUGCUGCUGCUCCUCCUCCCGCUGCCCGCCGCCCGCGCCGUCCUCUGCCCCGCGCCCUGCUCGUGCCGCGGCCCUCUGCUCGACUGCAGCCGCCGGAGGCUGCCCGCGCCCAGCUGGACUGCGCUGUCGGGCCCGCUGCCCCCCGCCGCCGCCAGCCUGGAUUUGAGUCAUAAUCGGCUGUCUAACUGGAACAUCAGCUUGGAAUCACAAACAUUACAAGGAGUGAAAAUGAAUUACAAUGAGCUGACAGAAAUUCCAUAUUUUGGAGAACCAACACCUAAUAUUACUCUACUUUCAUUAGUUCAUAAUUUAAUCCCAGAAAUAAAUGCAGAGGCAUUGCAGUUUUACCCUGCUCUUGAGAAUUUAGACCUCAGUUCCAAUCUCAUAUCAGAACUCAAGACAUCUUCAUUUCCUCGAAUGCAACUUAAAUACUUGAAUUUGAGUAACAAUAGGAUAGCCACUUUGGAGGCUGGUUGCUUUGAUAACUUAUCAAGCUCUUUAUUAGUGGUAAAGUUGAACCGGAACCGAAUUAGCAUGAUUCCACCUAAGAUCUUCAAGCUGCCUCACCUCCAGUUUUUGGAACUUAAAAGAAACAGGAUUAAAAUUGUAGAAGGUCUUACCUUCCAAGGGCUUGACUCCUUAAGAUCAUUGAAAAUGCAGCGGAAUGGAAUUAGCAAGCUGAAAGAUGGAGCAUUUUUUGGCUUGAAUAAUAUGGAAGAAUUAGAACUAGAACACAAUAACCUUACAGGAGUGAACAAGGGGUGGCUAUAUGGGCUGCGAAUGUUACAGCAACUGUAUGUGAGCCAAAAUGCUAUUGAGAAAAUCAGCCCUGAUGCGUGGGAGUUCUGCCAAAGACUCUCUGAACUCGAUUUAUCGUAUAAUCAGCUCACCCGCCUUGAUGAAUCUGCUUUUGUGGGUCUGAGUUUAUUGGAGAGAUUGAAUUUGGGGGACAACAGAGUCACUCACAUUGCUGAUGGUGUAUUUAGGUUUCUUUCCAAUCUUCAAACACUAGACUUGAGAAACAACGAAAUUUCAUGGGCUAUUGAAGAUGCCAGUGACGCCUUUGCUGGACUCUCCAGUCUCACUAAAUUAAUCUUACAAGGAAACCAGAUUAAAUCAAUUACAAAGAAAGCAUUCAUUGGUCUUGAAUCCCUUCAGCAUCUAGAUUUAAACAACAAUGCUAUAAUAUCUAUCCAAGAAAAUGCUUUUUCUCAGACUCACUUGAAAGAACUCAUUCUGAACACCAGCAGUUUGCUCUGUGAUUGUCAUUUGAAGUGGUUGCUUCAGUGGCUGGUUGAUAACAACUUCCAUCAUUCUGUGGGCGUGAGCUGUGCGCAUCCCGAGUGGCUGGCUGGGCAAAGCAUUCUGAAUGUGGACCUGAAAGAUUUUGUCUGCGAUGAUUUUCUGAAGCCACAGAUAAGGACACAUCCUGGAACCACUAUUGCUUUACGAGGUGUUAAUGUGACACUGACGUGUACUGCAGUGAGCAGCAGUGAUUCACCUAUGUCCACUGUGUGGCGCAAAGACAGUGAAAUCCUGUAUGACGUCGACAUUGAGAACUUUGUUCGCUAUCGACAGCAAGCUGGAGAAGCUCUGGAAUAUACUAGUAUCUUACAUCUCUUCAAUGUGAAUUUCACAGAUGAAGGAAAAUAUCAGUGUAUUGUUACUAAUCACUUUGGUUCCAAUUAUUCUCAGAAAGCCAAACUGACCGUGAAUGAAAUGCCAUCUUUUCUGAAAACUCCAAUGGAUCUAACUAUUCGCACUGGUGCCAUGGCCAGAUUAGAAUGUGCUGCAGAGGGGCACCCUGCACCUCAGAUUUCCUGGCAGAAAGACGGUGGUACUGACUUUCCUGCAGCUCGAGAAAGACGCAUGCAUGUCAUGCCUGAGGAUGAUGUCUUCUUUAUUGCCAAUGUGAAAAUAGAAGACAUGGGGAUCUACAGCUGCAUGGCACAAAAUAUAGCAGGAGGCCUCUCAGCAAAUGCCUCACUAACAGUGUUAGAGACCCCCUCAUUUAUUAGACCUCUGGAGGACAAGACAGUCACUCGGGGUGAAACAGCGGUGUUACAGUGUAUAGCUGGAGGGAGUCCUGCCCCUCGCCUCAACUGGACUAAAGAUGAUGGACCAUUGCUGGUUACAGAACGACACUUCUUUGCUGCAGCCAACCAGCUUCUCAUCAUUGUGGACACUGGGCUUGAAGAUGCUGGAAAAUAUACCUGCGUUAUGUCUAACACCCUUGGGACAGAACGUGGACAUAUUUACUUAAACGUUAUCUCAUCUCCCAAUUGUGACUCUUCUCAGAAUAGCAUUGGGCAUGAAGAUGAUGGCUGGACCACAGUUGGCAUUGUCAUCAUUGUUGUGGUCUGCUGCGUUGUGGGCACCUCUUUGAUCUGGGUCAUUGUCAUUUACCACAUGAGAAGGAAAAAUGAAGACUAUAGUAUCACAAACACGGAAGAGCUCAAUCUGCCUGCAGACAUUCCCAGCUACUUAUCUUCCCAAGGAACAUUGUCUGAGCCACAGGAAGGCUACAGCAACUCAGAGGCAGGGAGUCAUCAACAGCUUAUGCCUCCUGCCAAUGGUUAUGUACACAGAGGCACUGACGGUAGCACUGGGACCCGGGUGAUCUGUUCAGAUUGUUAUGACAAUGCCAACAUCUACUCGAGGACCCGCGAAUACUGUCCAUACACCUAUAUUGCCGAAGAAGAUGUUCUGGAUCAGACACUUUCCAGCCUCAUGGUUCCAGUGCCCAAAGAGACAUUUUUGUCACAUCCUCCCCAAGAUGCCAGUGCUCUGGACAGCCUGGUGCCAUCCACAGACAGAGAGUUGCCUGCCUUUCCCACCAACCACGAGAGGAUGAAUGAGAAGAAACUUCCCUCUGCACAGACGAGUAAUGAAGCCCUGCAGAGGCCCCUGUGGAACAUGAACAGAGAACUGGGCCUGCUUCCCUUUCCCCAGCAGCCUGUCCUGGAGUCACCACAGCUUCAUCGCCACGAAGGCCAGGUGGAGGGGGCUCUAAACUGCUCUUCCCCCAUGUCCUGCCACAGGUUUCAUGACCGCGCUUUCGAUUUUAGUAGAACUCAGAACAUUCAGGAAGGUAGUGAGGGCACAUGAAGCCCAGUCCAGGAUGAAAUCUGGGAAGAGACUCAAGUUGAUUUCGUAUCUACUACCUCAGAGUCGAGAAGAAACGCUAGUCAGCAUUUGCUUUCCACUUUGUUCCUAAUUACACCUGACCACACCAAGGUAGGCCUGGAGUGUGUUUGGGCUUAUCCCCGGCGAAAGACGAGUGUAAUGGCUGACAUAAAUGUGUGUCACACUGAAAAUACACAGCAGUGGCAGAGGAAGAUAGGAGGCAAAAGUGCCUCCUGGGACGUGCCCAGGUAUGUACUGCCUAUCAGGAAGAUCUGAUUGCUGCUUAGCCUACUGGAUUGCCCAGUCCUCAGAAUGGUCCUGAGAAAAAGCAUUGCUACCUUUGAGAUUCUACUUUGCCUUCCAUGGAGCAAAAACUAACUCUGGGACCCUUUGGAAAGCAUACCUGGGAUUCUUCAGUGAGUUUAAGCAGGUGGUAGAGACUGGGGCUUUGAUAUUCAAGGUCUUCAGUAAGAACCCCAGAGUUGACUAACUGGUACCAGGUCAAAGGUUUUUUGUAUUCUUGUGACUUUUUUUAAUCCCUAUUGGCUAGGGAUAUCAUCAUAAAUAUAUAUGCAUUUAUAAAUUUUCUAUUCAUUGACCCUGUGUGUUGACCGCAAUGUAAAUAUUUUUGAUAUGCCAAAGCUAUAAAUAAUGUCUAUCAAGUUACAUUGACAGCAGUUUCUCAGAUCACAGGUGGAUUUUUGUAUAACUUAGCUAGAUGAGAUUUUAAGAACUUUGUUUCAAGGUCUAAAAUGAUUUGUGCAAAACUAUAUGUAUAGAGGCAGGGUACUUAGAGAUUGCAUACACACAAACACAGUCUUGGUGUAAUUAUCUGCUUUCUUUGUGCCUAGAUAUUCACACAUCCAAUCAUUUGCCAUCUGAGUUCAAGUGCCAGGCGAUAAUCCCUUUCUAACAUAAUAGGGAAGCUUGGCUCUUUCAGAGCCUGGCAGCUCUGUUACAACCUUUAAAUAUAGAAGUCUUGUUUGGAAUUACCUUCUUUCAGCAAAGUACUUUGUUGACAAAGAAACCAAAGAUUCUUUUCUAUGUUUGUUUUUCAUUCCUGUUAUUAAUUCCAAGCAUAUCUUAAGAAGGGAAGAGUGCUCUUGAAAGUAGAAGAACAUAAAAAAUUUUCUAUGCCAUGUAGAUUGGGAAUGGUACUUGUUAUGUAUGUUGUUAUUUAAGUCAAAAAGUUUCUUGAGCAGGGUGUGAUGCCACAUGUCUUUAAUCCCAGCACUUGGGAGGCAGAGGUAGGAGGAUUACCAUGACUUUGAGGAUACCCUGAGACUAAUUCCAGGUCAGCCUGGGCUAGAGUGAGACCCCCCAUUUUGAAAAACCAAGAUAAAAGAAAGUCUUGAAUUUUUGACAGCAAAGAGUUUUAUGUAAAAGAAGAACUUAAGUCAGUGAAAAGCAGUAGGUGGAAGUUGUGCUUUCAGAUGUCCUGACACAGGCAGUUAAUUCUAUCCUGAAAUCCAGCAUUAGUUAUUUGCUAGAUGACUUCAGUCUCUUGAAAACAUCUAUUUGUACAUCAUUGAGCAUUCUGGGUUCCAGGUGCACACAGUUUCUCAGCUUCUUGUCAGAAUGCUUAGCUGGAUUUCAUACUUCUUUCCCACCAAAUUUUUCUCCUGUGGAGAGUGCCAUUUCUUUAGUUGCUUACUACCCCAUAUUUUUCUGUAUUUUUGAACUGUCACAUUGUACCUGUCUUCAUCUUAAACUUUUUUGGGGAGGGAGGGGGUUGUAAGUAGAGUCUCACUCUAGCCCAGGCUGACCUGGAAUUCACUAUGUAGCCUCAAGAUGGCCUUGAACUCAGAGUGAUUCUCCCACUUCUGCCUCCCAAGUGGCGGGAUUAAAGGUGUGUACCACCACGCCUGGCUUAUACUUCAUUUUAUUUUACUUUUUAUGCAUUUAUAGUUUAUGCUGAUCUGACCAGAACUAGAAAACUGGGUCCCUUCUUAGCUCUGUUCCUUGCUAGCUGUGUAAUCAAGGGGAGAGAGUGUUUUGUUUUGUUUUUUUCUCUAGGUCGGCCUUUUUUUAUUUUUGAAAAGAGCCAUUUUGCUAGAUGCUUUAAACCCCUUGCCACCUAUAACAUCCAGUGAAUCAGCAAUUCCCUCCAGGAACCAAAGAGGAUUAUGCUACUUUAAUAAAGAGCUGCUUUUGUGAAGUAUUUUGUUAGCAUAGAGCAAGGAUGAUGCUUUUGUUAUAACAUUAGCCAUAUUUAUUUUCUCUAUGUUAGGAGUAAGUCUAAGAAAUGCGAAGGAGGGGGGCUAGAGAGUGGGCUUCAUGGUUAAGAUACUUGCCUGCAAAGCCAAAGGACCCAGGUUUGAUUUCCCAGGACCCACGUAAGUUAGAUGCACAAGGUGGCAUAAGCAUCUGGAGUUUGUUAGCCAAGACUAGAGGCCCAUUCUCUGUCUGCCUCUUUCUCUCUCUAUUUCUCUGAAAUAAAUACAGAUUUAAAAAAAAUUCUCAGGAAGAAAAAGAUUCUGCUUCUGAAUAAUAACCAGUAAUAAUAACCUAAGGAAUCUUGUCUGUGAUGAAAAAUCACCCACUGCUCUCUGGAAUAGCAGGUCUAUGAGACACACACGCACACACAUGUUCUAGCACACCAGUGUGUCAGGGUUAUUAGCUGAGGGGGUGCUGCGACUAAUUUAUAACUCGCUGAUGCUUCACUUCCUUUAUGAUGCAUUCAGUUGCAGUCCUAAGUGGCAAGUGUGGAGUUGGGGCGAGGCUGGCCUGUGCACCACGGUUGGCGCUUGACAGGAAGGUGGAAAGCAGGCUGCGAGCCAGUGCUCCUGCAGGGGUGCAGCCUCCAUGCUUCGGCCAGGGGUGUCUCCAUUAUGUUGACUAAACAUUUGAAACCUUCCCCCAAGUAUUCCUGGCUUGCCUAAAUAACUAGUCAAGAUUCUAUUUAUGAAUGAAGAGCAUGCCUCUGCUCUUAAUAACAAUUUUUAAUCCUGUGAAAAGGAAUUUCUGAAACAACUUCAUGAAAUACGGUUUUGAUGAAGUGGUGCUCUGCCCUCCAUUAGAGACAAGGCUUGUGGCACAUCAGUAAAGUGUCCACCAAAUGCUGGCGGGCAGGCUCGGCGCAAAGCCAGUCAAACAAAUGCCCUCUUAGACUGGUUCUCCCGAAUCUUCUUGUUAGGUGGCAUUGUCAUGACACUCCAAGUCUUGUUGGGACAGGAUCGACACCAGAGCCACUGGCUGUCAGUCAUACCCUCAUUCAAACUACUUUCUCACAUAGGAUGUACCUGAAACCCUGCCCAGUGGACCAUCGCCCCUAAAAUGCCAGAAUGCGUGUGUACUCAGUAGCUAGCUUCAUAUUUAAAAUCUGUUGGCUGCAUAUUGUCCUCCAAGGGUUUGCGAAAGGACCAUUUCAACAAGCAAUUUAGACACAGUUUUCCUGUGAAAAGACAUUGACAGAUGUCUUUACACAUCAUAAGAAGUGACAAGGCAGCAUUCAUCUGUGUGGAGGUGUUGUACACACUUACUGGUCUGUAUAAGUAACUCUGUGGAUAAUUGAAACAAUCAGCCAUUUGGGGGAAGGCAUAUACAGAAGCUCAGGCAUCUCUUAGUGUGGAAGAGAUGCCUAUGCUGAGGUGGAAUGUAGAUCAGGUGACUAUCAAGUCUCCAAAUGCUCCCUGACAGCUCACUUUUUUUACCCUUGAAUAUUUUGUGUUCACUUUAUCAUACUUAA